Molecule: messenger RNA, 2219 nt
Organism: Seminavis robusta
Lineage: Eukaryota; Bacillariophyta; Bacillariophyceae; Naviculales; Naviculaceae
Source: the annotation of a GenBank genome assembly
UUUACUUUUCCCCCAAAAGUCGAAAGGGGGGGAUUGGAGUAGGGAACUCAUUUUUCUCUUUUUAGCCAUCUGAUCCCCAACCCAGUCCUCGGGACAACGUUGAGAACACAGGUGGCACAACGCAAAGUUUUGCUUUCCUCUUCUUCCCUGACUAUCUAUCUACAGUACUAGCUAGUACCGGUACGGUAGCUUAGCAGUGUGCAGAAUAUGGCAGAGGUACCGGUGGUAGAGGAGUGCAUAAGGGCUUUUCAAGACUUGUGGCGCUUCAAGGUCGAAGAUGAUUCUUCGACGGAACAGGAUACUCCAUUUUGGACAGAGGCGCAAACCAUGACAUAUCACUUUGAAUCACAAGAGGACCACGAAGGCGACUUGUUGCAGUCGUAUUUAACUUACUUACACGGUGAACCAGAGGACGAACAAGUCGCAGCUACAAUGGAUCGCUGGAAGUAUUUGUGCUUUGCAGCUUUCAGACAUGGAUUUGUGUUCCGGGGAGAACCUGUCAGUUUUGCUUGCGAGGUGACCGAAACUGCGUUGGAAUGUUUGGUUCUAUACGAUGACGGUGCAUACAUGUCCCUCCCGGACUGGUUCUACUAUUCCUUCUGGAUCAUCUUGGGCAGCUACUACCAAAAACUUGCAAAAUUGUCCUCGGACGGCAUCAUACAUGUAACUCGCAACAAACAGUUUGCCAGCAGGGCCAUGGACAUCCAUGAGUUUGAGAAGGGGGUGCUCUUUGAAUCACUAUCCGACACCAAGCCUGGCGAGACUUUCCUCUUUCUCUCCCAUCGAUGGCUCACUCCGGAACAUCCAGAUCCAAGAGGCAACGAAAGGACGCAAAUCAAAACACUCCUGGAUCGAACGCAAGGCAUGCUCGAUUUCCUUGUCAAUCCUACAUCACAACCUCUGGAGCAACUGUGGGUAAAUCAUUCAACAAACCCCCUUGAGAAUAUGUAUGUUCCAUUCGUCAGCAGUUUGGAGUUUUCCUUUGCUCUGCAUUUCUUUUCGCACCAACAAAAGCAGGUCAAAGUCUGGUAUGACUACUAUUCGAUUCCACAAGGAGCAGAUUCUCAUUCACAACGAGUACGGCACAGGUGUCUCGAGGAGAUUGAUGAUAUAUGCCGGACGGUUCCGGUGUUGGGGGUCAUGCCUGGCCGGGACUACUUCCGUCGAGGUUGGUGUUUCUUUGAAUGUUUGCAGUGCGAAUUGUCCAUAUAUCCAACCGUCAAGUUGCGAUUUUGGCAAGGCACCGGCAAACCAAAUAACAUGUUUUCAUCGGAAAAUGUAGAAGAUACUCUAUACACCAAGGAAAGGAUUCAGAUCAUUCACGGUCAAUUCUGUCAAAAGCUGGAAGCAGGAAUGAACCCGUUAGAGGCGUUCCAUGACCUGGGAAUCCAAUGCACAAAUGGCACAGACCUGCAAUUCCUUGCCAAUCAACUCGAACGACUGUCCAAAGGGCAAGACUCAUACUACUUGCCAGAAAAACAAUCGUUCUAUUUGGUUCAUCCCUUGUUGACGGCAUAUCGACUUGUGCUCCACCAAGCAUUUCCGGCAAAUCUUGCCAUCGAAGAUGCAGGGCAUCACUGGGCUAACUUCAUCCGGAUGGUAGGUUCCUGGAUUGCCACAUUAUACACAGCUCAAACAAAGACGCCUGCCGGAUUGUUUCGCUGUGGCUGGAGGCACCCACGGAGCGCGCUAGGAUACAUGAUUGAGAUGCAACAAGAGUGGGAGUUUGCUCCCAACUUCGCCAAGGAUGUAGCAAGAUUCCAACAAAAGCUAGAAAAAGUGGUCGAAGCAGCAGCCAAGAGCGACAACAAGCGACCAAUGGCGGAGCAAUGCCCCGAACUUGUUACAGAGGUGGCGCAAAGUCUAGACGAGCCUCAUUGGGUCGCUGUAGUUUUUGCGGGGUUGGGAUGUUAAGCGCAUAUUGAGAAAUUGCCCGGUCCACUAGAGGCAUUACUUUCUUCGUCAAGUCACCGUUACCGCAACUGGCUGCUACCUUUUCAACCACAACAAAAAUGUCAAGUGCAGAAGGAACGUCGCGCCUGCCUAUCGUCGUGAGGGGAAAUUCCUACACAAAGAACUCCUGCAUCCACAUGAAGCUAGGAUCAUCGCUUUGACGACAGCAACCCCACCUUUAUUCUGAAGCUCUGUCUCUUCUGAGGCUGCAUGGUGGGUUGACGACAACGGCUCGCUUGUUCUAUGGCAAUACCGGUAGUGAAAGC